AUGAAUAAAUCAAGCCUAGGGGUUACCAAGAAAAAGAAGUCUAGCCUGAAAAGGCUAACUGGGGUGCUAAAGGACCUUUUAGUGAAGGAGUCAUCGUCAAAAUCUGAAGAAGAUCAAGAUCACAAGACAUCACCAAAAACAAGGAAAGAUGGCGUAGUGUACAUCCUGUCGAAGGAAAACCGUUUAAUACCGAAACUCUCAGAUGAAGAGAUUAUGGAACGUCACAGAAAGGCGGACGAAAACAUGAAACGUGUGUGGUCGGAGAUUAUCGCUAAAUAUGAGAACAUCGAGGAUCAAGGCGACACAAUUGAUCUACGAACAGGUGAAAUUAUACAAGACAAUGGCCACCUUCGUAACCUAAACCAAAAUGAUAGAUCGAGUAAGAUAUCUCCAGAUACAGCUGUAGUUUACAAAAGUGUUUUGCGUGAUAUCUUGGACAUCGACGAUGAUCAGACGCUAAACACGUCUAUAUGGAAUGAAGAGGAGGAUACAAAUCAAGAUUCCAAGCUCAUCAAAGAAACAGAGGUUGAGGAAGAAGAGUUCUUGGAGGAACCGGAUUCUGACAACGACUACACUAGCGAGUCGUACAACAACAUCGCUAGAGAAAAAUGA
Kluyveromyces marxianus DMKU3-1042 is the source of this 612-nucleotide messenger RNA. RefSeq names its product Scm3p (gene SCM3). Gene Ontology annotation, cellular component: nucleus. The transcript has a single exon. Gene Ontology annotation, molecular function: histone binding. NCBI's taxonomy places the organism in Eukaryota, Fungi, Ascomycota, Saccharomycetes, Saccharomycetales, Saccharomycetaceae. The record is from RefSeq and is a predicted model, not a curated record. Bases 1 to 612 code for a protein of 203 amino acids.